Messenger RNA from Trichoderma breve, 1833 nucleotides. Its product is annotated as fungal specific transcription factor domain-containing protein. The transcript is spliced from 7 exons. Gene Ontology annotation, molecular function: transcription cis-regulatory region binding; DNA-binding transcription factor activity, RNA polymerase II-specific; zinc ion binding. Gene Ontology annotation, cellular component: nucleus. NCBI's taxonomy places the organism in Eukaryota, Fungi, Ascomycota, Sordariomycetes, Hypocreales, Hypocreaceae. The record is from RefSeq and is a predicted model, not a curated record. Gene Ontology annotation, biological process: DNA-templated transcription; regulation of DNA-templated transcription. Bases 1 to 1833 code for a protein of 610 amino acids.
AUGUCUUCACAAGUCACUCCCACCGUUCCCACAGCCCGAGCUGAGCCACAAGGCGAGCCAACCAAACAGCCGAGACGGAGGGCCUGCAAUGAGUGCAAGCAGCAAAAACUUCGAUGUGAUUUGGUGGCCGGCGACAGCGCCCCAAGUACGUGCUCUCGAUGUCAGAGACUGAGUCUUGCAUGCAAAGUAGACACCGACUUCCGAAGGACACGGAAGAGAAGGAAAUCCUUUGAGCUGGAGAAUGAAGUCAGAGAGCUUAGACGUCAAUUAGCCACUCGCGAAACUACCAACGCUGCACUUGAAUGGCCAAUCCUAACUCCAGCAGCUCCUUCCGAGGCGCGCGUUAGCGAGGCAGCUGUAUCAUCGGUAUCCGGGGCGUCUGGCGUAUCGCCAGAUCCAAAAGAAAGCUCUCGUGUGCCGGGACUGACUACACAACCCGUCAUCGACCAACCCCAGGCACCGCGGAGAUCGAUCAUUACCAUUCCAAGGGCCAGGAAGCUAGGCAAUGUUGAGCUGUCUGUCGAAGAGAUUGAUGAGCUGUAUCUCAUUUAUAUACUUCACUACCACCCAUAUCUACCAUUUUUGGAUCCGAGCACCUCGCUUCAUGAGUACUUCGAAUCGUCUGAGCUCCUUUUUUGGUCCAUCAUUUCUGUCGCCGCCCGAAGACUACAAAGCCAUCCCACACUACUGCCUAAGCUCGCGAGAAGCGUCACCGACUAUCUAUGGAAAACCCUUCGCUCUAUUCCAUAUUCACUCCGAGCAGUGCAAAGCCUGGUGAUUCUCUGUACAUGGCCUUUUCCGACAAGCAGCAGCACUGCAGAUCCAACGUAUAUGCUAGCGGGCAUGAUGGUGCAGAUUGGAACGCAAAUGGGGCUACAUCGCGCUCUCAACGCAGAGGACUUUGUCAAGGUUCCUUUGCAUCUCAGCGUGUAUGAGUACUCCGAAUGGGUCAAGACAUGGGAAGCUUGCAAUAUUGUCGCACAAAGCGUAAGUGUCGGAUGCGGCCUGCCAGCUACGAUACAAAUGCACGAUUGGUCCCUCACGGUUGCACCCGAGUCGACAAUGUCAUCACCUCACGAUAUUGCUCUGAGAUGGCAUCUUCGCAUCGAACAAUUUCGAUAUAGAGUGUCUCAAGCGCUGACAUCCAAUGCUCUCGACCCUGCCGGAUUCAUGUCAGCUCGUGAGCGACUCUCACUGUACCGACUUCUCAACGCGUCUCUCGUGGACUUGGAGCGCGAGGCAAUAAAUAUGACGCCCAUAACUCGUUACUAUCUCGCCGCCGCCCGUCUUCAUCUCCACUCGUUCUACCUCUUUGACGAACCUAGUGUCGAUGGAUACUCCGACCGCAUCGUUGUAUUAUACCAAACUGCCUAUUCACUGAUAGAGCAAUGCCUUGAGAUGGAUAAUCAGGAAAGUGGAUUCUUUCAUUACUGCCCAUUCUUCUGUUACCAGGUGUUUGUCUCUGCGGCCUUUAUCAUUCUCAAAGUGAUGAUGAAUGGGUAUUUCGAAAAGCUACUGGAUAUUGAAGCUGGAAAAAGACUGCUUGAUGCCGCCAUAUCGUCACUGCGAAAGAUGUCGGUUGCGAAUAACGAUCUCCCGGGCCGUCUCAGCGACGUCAUUGGCUUCUUUUGUACUCUGCCGGAUCCUCGAGUCAUUAGCGGUGACUCCGUUGAUGAUUUGCGCCUGCGUGUUCGAAAUCGCCUGAGCAUGAGCAUCGUUUACGACUCGCUGUGGGAAUGGCGAAAACAUUUCCAAGCUGACGGUGGCGAUAAUGAAAACUCUGAAGAAGUACAAGAUAAGUUGAUGAUUCCGAAUUACGCCCGUCUUCGCUAA